AAAGUAUCUUGUCCCAAGAUCUAUGACUAUUACACAAAGGACUCCAAGUUCUACAUUGAAAUGGAAUAUAUUGCUGGAAAGACGUUAUGUGAUAUNUGGCCAGAAUUGAGUGAAGAGCAGAAACAGACUGUUACAGAUAAUAUUCUAAACGAGUUGAAUAAACUAAGAAAAGAAACAUCAAACGAAAUAUGUGGAAUUGAUGGUAAUAGUUUUCGUGAUCCAUUGUUUGGCCACUUGAAGUUUGAAUCUGAAAGGGCGUUCAACAAGCAUAUCUCUUCAUAUAUGUCAGACGAUUCAAGGUUAGUUAAAUUUGGAGAGCUUGUUCUACCCACUGAUAGUAUCAUUUGCCUUCGUCAUGGAGAUUUGAAUGUCACCAAUAUUAUUGUCAAAGAUGACAUGAGUGUCGUUUUAAUCGAUUGGGAGUCUAUGGGCUUUUUACCUGAAUAUUGGGAUUUGAUGAAAUUGUUUGUAGUUGCGUCACGAGAAAUGGAGGCUCCCAUGUUGGUUUUGAGUACUCCAGUGAAUAAAACCACCGUAUUUAUCUACAUCCUUAUUCUAAAUUUAAUGUUUGGUUAAUGGAGGUUAUCUCACUAAUCUAUUUCCAUUGCCAAUGAAUAAGGAUUCUCGAACAUGAAGAUAUCUUCGUCAAGUCACUUGCUACGUGUAAAACAGAGGGAAAAAGAUUAGCUGGGAAUUUAU
Messenger RNA from Ascoidea rubescens DSM 1968, 699 nucleotides. RefSeq lists its product as uncharacterized. NCBI's taxonomy places the organism in Eukaryota, Fungi, Ascomycota, Saccharomycetes, Ascoideales, Ascoideaceae. The transcript has a single exon. The record is from RefSeq and is a predicted model, not a curated record. Bases 61 to 576 code for a protein of 171 amino acids.